CCGCUCGCUCUGCGGGAGCGCCGGAAGUAGCACUGUCAGCAGCUGCAGCAGCGAUUGCUCUGGCCUGGCGCGGCCGCCAUGGCGUCCCGCGGCACCUGGUGCCUGCGGCGGGUCGGGGCCAGCAGCGAGUGGCUCCUGCUGGAGCCCGGCACGCAGGUAACUCUAGGCCGAGGAUUAGAUCUCACCUACCAGCUGGUGUCAAAAACCUGUCCCUUGAUGAUCUCUCGUAAGCACUGUGUUUUCCAGCAAAAUGCACAAGGGCAGUGGACUGUCAAGGAUAACAAGAGUCUGAAUGGAGUCUGGCUUAACAAACAGCGCCUGGAUCCCUCAAAAGCCUAUCCUAUAACUGAAGGAGACCAUAUCCAGUUGGGAGUGCCUUUGGAAAACAAAGAGACUGCUGAGUAUGAGUAUGAAGUAAUCAAAGAGGAAUGGGAAAAAAUCAGACCAUUUUUAGCCCAAAGAAGUGACCUGGGGAGAGCUAAGAGUCCAAGAAAUAAACGUAAAUUUAGUUUGGAGGAAUCAUCUGGAUCAGAAGGUCCUUCAGAUUCCAGAUCCAAAAGAGACCGAGUGUCCUAUGAUGAUGAAUCUUUGGGUAAAUCAUGGGGAAGGCUAGAAAAGGCCAAACAGUUCACAGAAAAGAUGGAUGUCAAGCUGCCUUCUCCUGGACCGAGUGAGGAGGAUAGUGGUCCGGUUCACAGUUGCCUUGUGCGCUCCAAGGAAGCUGUGUCUGUCCCACAUAAGGACCAGAAAGACUCUGGUCUUGUACAGUCAUGGACUGGCUUGGAAAUGCUGAGAAAAACUCUAGCAGAUAUAACGAAGUUAAAGGUCAAAGUGCAGGAGAAGCAGAAAGCAGUUCUGAAUGUGAAACGGAAGCGCAGAAAGUGUGCUAAGAAGGAGAUCCUGGCAAUGGAGCAGGAGCUUCGAGAGUUGCAGGACCAGCUAUGCGUGGAACAAGAACAUCAGCAGCAGCAGGUGGAGGAGCUAGAGAGGACAUUCUCUAAAGAGCAGCAGAAUCUAGAGGGAGUAAACUGGCAACACGGGGAGGAAAAUCUGAAGGAGCAGCUGGCCCAGGUCCUGCAAGAGCAUCAUGCUUUGAUGGAAGAACUGAGCCGUAGUAAAAAAGAUUUUGAGGAGAUAAUUCGAGCCAAGAAUAAAGAACUGGAAGAAACCAAGGAGGAGAAGGAAAAGGUGAGAGCCCAAAAAGAAGAGGUGUUGAAUCAGAUGAAUGACGUGUUGGAGAAUGAAUUGCAGUGCACCAUCUGUUCUGAGCACUUAAUUGAGGCAGUCACUCUGAACUGUGCACACAGCUUCUGCUCCUACUGUAUCAAUGAGUGGAUGAAACGUAAAGUGGAGUGCCCUAUCUGCAGGCAGGAGAUCCAAUCAAAGACACGCUCUCUGGUGCUGGAUAACUGCAUUGACAGGAUGGUAGAAAAACUGAAUGUGGAAAUGAAAGAGCAUCGUCUGACCCUUAUCAGACAGAGGACAGGUGAGAGAGAAACGGAACAUGUUGGUGAAACCAGCCACAGACAAUGAGAGAAGGAUCAUUUCUUCCAUCUGCUCCAUUUUGGUUAUGAGUGCUUUUGACAGUGAGGAUUCUGAAGAGAAUUCUUACUACAAUGAAAGCUACUGCAUUAUCUGAACAGUAUUACUGCUGGCUCGUUUGACUGUGUGCUGCCCAGAUGCAACCUAGUGGUGUUUGGUUGUCUACUGCUGCAUGAGUGGACUGGACUGGACUGGACAUCUGGAAGGAGAGACUGAAGAGGCUGGAGUUGAGAACUAGCAGCAUUUGGACCUUAUUUUUUAAGUUAAUGUACAGAAACUUAUCUCUAAACCAAAACUGGGAUCGUGAGAGAGCAAACUGCUGUUAUGCUAGAUGACUGAGAUACAAAACCUAGGCUUCCAUGAUGGCUUGUGAUCUACUUGGUGUAACAUAAUAGUUUGUGUGCAUCACUGCCCUUUCCUUUAGUGAAUGACAUGUUUAGAUGUGUACAUCAUCUUCCCUUAUUUCAGGCAGCAGAGGGAAUUGCCCAAGCUAUUUGAGAACUUGCCCAUGCAUGCCAACAGGCAGGAGAGGAAAAAGUGCCAACUUGGGUUUUUCUCUGAAAUUUCAUAUGGGAGCUAAAGUAAUCUCAAGCUUCUGGUAGUAAAGGUAACAAGGGGAGUGGAUUAUGAACCAUGUUAGUCUUACGUGCUUGAAUGCAUUGUAAGCUGAGCUGCUGGCCAUCUGUUUGCUCUUUUGAUGUAACUCAUUUUCUGUUAGAUAGGGAUGGGGAAUAUUAAAUCUUCCAGAAUUCCUUAGUUAGUCCUCUUGUCAAGUAGUAUCUUUGGUUUAUUCCCUUUUCAGGCUUGUGCAUAAAGGGUUUUAGGAUUAGGAGGCAGCACACCUCGAUAUUGUUAGCAAUGACUUCAGAAACAAAUACUGUUCUUGUCAGCAGUGGAGAGGAACCUCUACAGAAGUGCUGCUAUCUGAAUUAGUGAAAUGUCCUGUUGGCAGAGUAGGAAGGCAGCAUUCGUAGGCAACCAGGAGGCACAGAAGGAAGUAUUUAGUUUUACUGUUUACAAAACAUUGCUGUUGAGACAUGGGUUGUACUACUCUCACAGCAAGUCACUCACCCCUAAGAGAUUGAGCAAGUCUUCCCUCAUCCUAUUAGGAAAUUGUCUAUGAAGUUCCACUUUCAGUAGCAUAUGCUUUUGACUUAGCUGUUACAUGGAAAGGACUGUUUUACGCUGUGAGAGGAGGAUGGGGGAAGCCCUUCUCAUCUGUAAUAUUUCUUUGGCUAUUUUUAUGUGCUUUCUUAUUUCUAUGUUUUGUUUAAGAAGGAAAUAUAAAUCCAUUUCUGCAUUUGUAGUUCUUGGUGCAACCACUGAAAUUUGUUUUUUUCUCUUAGUUUUCUUAGCUGUUUUGACAAAACAUGGACUAUCUCAUUUUAAAUACCUUUGUUUAGUUCAUGUUUUGAUUGCUGUAAGCAGUGUGACUGUUCUAAAGUUAUUUGAAAGACUUGUGUAUUCAGGAAUUGAUAAAAGAAAACCCAACUCCUCAAGCCUGUGGCUACCCUAAUGGUAAUUUAGUAGGUACAAUCAUGCCUUUUAUCUUCCACUAAAGAAAGAUCCCAUUAAAAAGGUGUAUGAACAAUGAUGCUGUCCUAUGGAAGUAGUGCAUUCUGACAGAUUUUAUGGGUAGGAUUUAAACAGGGGAGGUGGGUCUGGUCCAUGGCCAGACAGCUUUCUUUAAAAUCGUAGUGUAAAAUUUGUCUUGUGAAGAAGCCAUAACAUCUUAAGUUUUCCUCUUUCCCUUUUAAUGUUUAUUUUCUAAUAGGCUCUUGAAAGUUUCUUUUGUGAAUGUGUGCUCGCUAGUAUGUCUGAGAGAAGAGAGUCCCUCAAAAUGCUUGUGAAAUAGCCUGACAUUGGAACAGGCAUUUCAGUUCUUCAGUGAAACUACUGCUGGAUACAGAGCUCAGGACUAG
Messenger RNA from Cuculus canorus (common cuckoo), 3464 nucleotides. RefSeq names its product ring finger protein 8 (gene RNF8). Gene Ontology annotation, molecular function: ubiquitin protein ligase activity; histone binding. Gene Ontology annotation, cellular component: site of double-strand break; nucleus; ubiquitin ligase complex. NCBI's taxonomy places the organism in Eukaryota, Metazoa, Chordata, Aves, Cuculiformes, Cuculidae. Gene Ontology annotation, biological process: double-strand break repair; ubiquitin-dependent protein catabolic process; protein K48-linked ubiquitination. Bases 79 to 1533 code for a protein of 484 amino acids. The transcript is spliced from 8 exons. The record is from RefSeq and is a predicted model, not a curated record.